Messenger RNA from Ipomoea nil (Japanese morning glory), 2296 nucleotides. RefSeq names its product probable LRR receptor-like serine/threonine-protein kinase At5g10290. Gene Ontology annotation, biological process: protein phosphorylation. Gene Ontology annotation, molecular function: ATP binding; protein binding; protein kinase activity. NCBI's taxonomy places the organism in Eukaryota, Viridiplantae, Streptophyta, Magnoliopsida, Solanales, Convolvulaceae. The record is from RefSeq and is a predicted model, not a curated record. The transcript is spliced from 12 exons. Bases 276 to 2090 code for a protein of 604 amino acids.
GGUAGGGGUAGAGGGGGUAGGGGAGUGUCUGUUUUCUGGAAUAAUAAUUGCAGAGAAAGAAAGCUUCAUUUAUGUUUUCCAUAAACGCAAAUCCAAUAAUAUUUACAGCGGAUCAAUUAUAGGAGAAGGCAAAGAAGCUUCUUUUUAGAUUUGCUUCCACUCCCACUCUACAAAUUUCUUUAAGUUAGUGUUCAUUCAUGCACUUCGGAAGAUGGUGUCCUAUGUUGCUUCAAUAACCGGAAAUUAGUAAAGCAUCAAAAGCAGCUUCUUAAGAAAUGGAGUUGUUCUAUGCAGCACUAAUUUUGACAUGUUUUUUCUCUUUAGUGUCACCUGAUGGCCAAGGAGAUGCACUGUAUGCAUUGAAGGGGUCACUAAAUGCAUCAAGUGGUCAGCUCCCAGAUUGGAAUGAGAAUCAAGUUAAUCCGUGCACUUGGUCAAAAAUUACAUGUGAUGAUAGUUACAAUGUCAUCAUGGUGUCAUUGUCUAAUAUGGGAUUUUCAGGCACUUUAUCUCCAAAAAUAGGAGCUUUGAGGACACUUACUACACUUUCUCUGCAAGGAAAUGGCAUUACUGGUAAGAUUCCCGAAGAAGUUGGAAAUUUGACAAACUUGACAAUGUUGGACCUGGACAAUAACCAAUUAUCUGGAGAAAUACCACCUUCCCUUGGCAAUCUCAAGAAGCUCCAGUUCUUGUUCUUGAGUCAGAACAAUCUCACUGGGACAAUCCCCCAAUCUCUUUCAAGCCUCCCAAGUUUAACUAACCUGCAGCUCGAUUCAAACGGUCUUACUGGACAAAUACCUGAGCGUUUAUUUGAAGUCCCCAAAUACAAUUUUACAGGUAACCAUUUGAACUGUGGCUUCAAUUCCAGCCAUCGAUGUGAAUCUGACAAUGGAGGUGCUUCAAGUAAAUCAAAGACUGGAAUGGUUGCUGGUAUUGUUGUUGGAUUUUCGGGUUUUGUUCUUAUUGUAGGUUUACUGCUAUUUUUCUUCAGAGGCCGACAUAAAGGCUACAGGCGUGAGGUCUUUGUAGAUGUUGCAGGAGAAGUUGACCGGAGAAUUGAAUUUGGUCAAUUAAAAAGAUUUUUAUGGACAGAAUUGCAAAUUGCUACAGACAACUUCAGUGAAAAGAAUGUACUUGGACAGGGAGGUUUUGGGAAGGUUUACAAAGGUGUGCUCCCUGAUAAUACAAAGAUUGCUGUUAAACGGUUAACGGACUAUGAGAGUCCCGGUGGAGAUGCUGCUUUCCACCGUGAAGUUGAGAUGAUAAGUGUGGCUGUUCACAGGAAUCUCUUACGGCUUAUUGGCUUUUGUACCACUCCCACAGAGCGCCUUCUGGUAUACCCCUUUAUGCAGAAUUUAAGUGUUGCCUAUCGUUUACGAGAACUUAAACCCGGGGAGGCUGUUCUGGAUUGGCCUACAAGAAAGCGAGUGGCAUUGGGUACUGCACGUGGACUUGAGUACUUGCAUGAGCAUUGUAAUCCAAAAAUUAUUCACCGGGAUGUUAAGGCUGCGAACGUAUUAUUAGAUGAAGAUUUCGAAGCUGUUGUUGGGGAUUUUGGGUUGGCGAAGUUGGUAGAUGUUAGAAAGACGAAUGUUACGACUCAAGUACGUGGUACAAUGGGCCAUAUAGCUCCUGAGUAUUUGUCUACCGGGAAAUCAUCAGAAAGGACCGAUGUUUUUGGCUAUGGAAUCAUGCUUCUAGAGCUCGUAACUGGUCAACGUGCAAUAGACUUCUCUCGCCUUGAAGAAGAAGACGAUGUGUUAUUGCUCGAUCAUGUGAAGAAACUGCAAAGAGAGAAGAGGCUACAUGCUAUUGUAGACCGCAACCUAAACAAGAACUACAACAUCGUAGAAGUAGAGAUGAUGAUUCAGGUCGCGCUACUGUGCACCCAGGCAUCACCUGAAGAACGUCCCGCAAUGUCAGUGGUAGUAAGAAUGUUAGAAGGGGAGGGACUUGCGGAGAGGUGGGAAGAGUGGCAACACGUCGAAGUAACCCGUAGGCAAGAAUAUGAGAGGCUGCAGAGACGAUUCGAUUGGGGUGAAGACUCGAUAUAUAAUCAGGAUGCCAUCGAGUUAUCCGGUGGAAGAUGACAUUGGGAGAAAACUCCAAGCAAGUGUACAAUUCCUUGUAUUAGUUUUGCCUGAUUUGUUAUUAUAGUGUAUGUAUUUUCAACUUUCAAUUAAAUAGUGUGUAAUUGUUUCUUACCUUCUUCUUCACUCAUGUUAAUCUCAUUGUACUAAUUCACUUGAUUGUAUAUUUUUUUUUACACAAGAAAUUGGAAAUAUUUGGUACUUUA